AUUGACGUCUAUCCGUCGUGCAAAGAGAAGCCGUGAGAGACCAACUCUUGACCACACGCUCCUAAUCUCAAGUGCUGAAUAUGUUUGACUAGCAUUAACACACUUCAAACUUGAUGAUUCAGUAUUGCUGCUGCUGCAACUAUAGCAUUGGGUGAGGCGGCAACACCUCAUUCCAGGUCACAAGAAUGCCAAGAAUAGCAGCAGUGAUACCGAGUUGAACGUCCUUGACCUACAGGUGAUAUUUGACAGACCAUUUCCUGACCAACCGUCAUUUCGAAUUUUAAACGUGUAUAAUAUAUUUGUGAUUUCAACGAAGUUGAACCUAUCGUCAAUCAGUAUCAGCAUGUCAAAACCUUGGUUUAGAAAGAAAAAAUCACCAGCAGACAAGACCUUUGAUGAGAUAAGCACAAUUGAUAACCUUCCCAAUUAUGGAUUUCAGUGUUUUAGGGCAUACUUCCCAGAAGAUUCUGCAGAUGUGGACAGGCUUCUCAAACACCUCCAAUAUGUGCUUAAGUUCAUUGGAAACCAUAAAUCUUUGUUUUCAAUCGAAGACAUAGUUAUUAACAAAUUUUUUACAAUUGAUAUCAAUAUUCUCCUAGAAGAUGAACAACUUUUAAUUGAUUGGCCUAACUUCAGUGAGGUUGUGAUCGAUAACUGUGAUUACUGUAUGAAAUGCCUUGGCCUGGCUAUGAAUCAAUUUAUUCUUGAUAGACAUGAAGAAAUACAUGCAGAUAAUUAUGUAAAAGUACCAAUCAUACAAGCUAGAAUCAUAAAUGUUGAACCACAUGUACAACUGAAAGACCUGAAAGUAAAUUAUUAUAGCAAACUUGUCACAGUGAAAGGAACAGUAAUAAAAGCUGGCCAAGUGAAGUUAGUUUGUCAGUAUUUAGCUUUCCAAUGUGCUUCAUGUGAGGGUACACAAAUGAUCACACAAAGUGACGGUGGGUAUACACUUCCUACAAAAUGUUUGACAAGAGGAUGUCACAGUCAAAAGAACUUUAUACCUCUGCAUAUCUCACCGUACAACAGGAUCAUUACUUGGCAGAGCAUAAAGAUACAGGAGUUAAUGGGUAAUGAACAGUGUGAUAGUGCUAGAAUUCCACGAUCAUUAGAUUGUGAGCUCACUGAAGAUUUAGUUAAAUGUUGUAUACCUGGAGAUGACGUAACACUAACAGGUAUUGUGAAGGUACGAGAUGCGAAUAGCAAUAAUGGGUGUAAUAAGCAGCACACCAUUUUCAACUUAUAUUUAGAAGCAAUCUCGAUCUGCAAUGAUAAGAAACAAUCUAGAAGGGAUGUUUCAUCGGAGGGAAUGACAUUCAAUGUCAGUGACUGCCAUUUAAUACAGGAAAUUCAUUCUCAUCCAAACCUGUUCAAAUUUUUGGUCCACUGUAUUUGUCCUAGCAUAUGUGGUCACGAGAUAGUGAAAGCAGGGCUUUUGUUGUCUCUUUUCGGUGGAACAAAAAGUGAAACGUUCAGAGGUGAAUCUCAUGUGUUGAUUGUUGGAGAUCCUGGUCUUGGAAAGAGUCAGAUGCUACAGGCAUGUGCAAAUGUGGCUCCCAGAGGUAUCUAUGUUUGUGGCAACACCAGUACUAGCUCUGGUUUGACAGUGAGUGUGACAAGAGAAGGAAACGAGUUUGCAAUGGAAGCUGGAGGUUUGAUGUUAGCAGAUCAAGGAUGUUGUUGUAUUGACGAGUUUGAUAAGAUGCCUUCACAACAUGCUGUAUCUAUGUUUGUGGCAACACCAGUACUAGCUCUGGUUUGACAGUGAGUGUGACAAGAGAAGGAAACGAGUUUGCAAUGGAAGCUGGAGCUUUGAUGUUAGCAGAUCAAGGAUGUUGUUGUAUUGACGAGUUUGAUAAGAUGCCUUCACAACAUGCUUGUCUACUCGAAGCUAUGGAGCAGCAAAGUAUUAGCGUCGCAAAAGCUGGGAUAGUUUGCAAUUUACCUACAAGAGCAUCGAUUUUAGCUGCUGCAAACCCCGCUGGCGGACAUUAUAAUAAAGCGAAAACUAUAGCAGAAAAUCUGAAAAUUAGUUCGCCUAUGCUUUCCCGUUUUGAUUUAAUAUUCAUCCUACUGGAUCAACCAAACGAGCAAAUGGAUUUGUUGUUAUCAAAACAUGUGCUUGGCCUACACAAAGCGGCUAGAAUCAAAACCAACGUUGAAGAAAAUACUUUCGAAGAAUCAGACAUGGAGCAGGAUUCCUUGAGAGAACGUUUGAGAAAUACGGGCGAGAUCAUAGAUUAUCUUCCACAUCCACUAUUCAGAAAAUAUAUAGCUUAUGCUCAAAAAUAUGUCAAACCUUAUCUGUCGGACGAAGCAAAGGAAAUUAUAAAAGAAUUUUAUUUAUCGUUGAGGAAACAAUUUAAAACAGGAGAUUGUACACCCAUCACUACUAGGCAGUUGAAUUCCUUGAUCAGACUAACCCAGGCCAGAGCAAAGGUUGAAUUAAGAGAGGAAGCUACUAAGGAUGACGCCAAAGAUGUGAUUGAAAUAAUGAAAUUCAGUUUAGUUGAUGUGUUUACUGAUAGUACCGGGAUCUUAGAUAAGUCUAGGUCUCAAAUUGGUACUGGCAUGAGUACUAAAAACCAGGUGGUGAGACUGCUCACCUCAAUACAAAGAAAAUCGGAUGCUGAAGCAAAAUCUGUCUUCAGAACUAAAGAGCUCAAAGAACUCAGCGAGCAGUUGGGCAUGGAUAACAAGAAGUUUUAUCAUGCUUUGCAAACUCUUAAUUUACAAGGAUACUUAUUAUAUAAGGGUCAGAAUCAAUAUCAACUUGUUACGGCCGGUGUUUAAUUUAUAAAUAUGAUAUCUUACUUAAA
Acanthoscelides obtectus is the source of this 2819-nucleotide messenger RNA. Lineage: Eukaryota; Metazoa; Arthropoda; Insecta; Coleoptera; Chrysomelidae. The record is from the annotation of a GenBank genome assembly.